CGUUUAGGUGUAGCAGCUGGUGCGCGCGCUCGCGGUGUUCUGAGUGCGGGACACCAUCAGGUUGUGUUUAACUUUGUGUAACUUUAUACACUGACAGCGGAAACCUGGUGCUGUGAACAACCUCAUGUGUGUGAGUGAGUGUGUGUGUGUGUGUGUGUGUGUGUGUGAUUCGGUCGGUGGCGUCUCUUCAGUCUGGAGUCGAGUUUAAUUGAGUGUGAUUUCAUUCCCGUCUCAGUGGCGAUGGCCGAAGCGCCGCAGCUCCAGACGCGCGACUCGGACCCGGAUUUCGAGCCUUUCUGCCGCCCGCGGUCCUGCACCUGGCCGCUGCACAGACCCGAGUCCUCUCCGGCGGCUUCGGGAGCGGAAGCAGAGCCGCGAGACCUGGACUUCAUGGGCGGGUUGAGUUUGGCUUUGCUGGAGGAGCCGGAGACGGAGACGGAGGACAGAAAAGCGCACGGAUUUCGGAGCGAUGAAGCGCCGCAGCAGCAGCAGCAGCAUCAUCAGCAUCCAGCGCUCUCCACCGCUCAGGUGCAACAGGUGCCUCAGCAUCACCAGGUGCAGGUGCAGCCUCUUUCCUCCUCUUCAUCCUCUACGACCUCCUCUACCUCAUCUUCAUCCUCCACAUCCUCGUCGUCGUCUUCGUCGUCCGGGCAGAGGAAGAGCAGCUCGUGCCGGAGGAACGCGUGGGGCAACAUGUCGUACGCAGACCUGAUCACGCAGGCGAUCGAGAGCUCACCGGAGAGACGACUGACCCUGGCGCAGAUCUACGAGUGGAUGGUGAAGAGCGUCCCUUACUUUAAAGACAAGGGGGACAGCAACAGCUCAGCCGGCUGGAAGAACUCGAUUCGUCACAAUCUGUCUCUGCACAGCCGCUUUGUGCGCGUCCAGAACGAGGGCACGGGGAAAAGCUCGUGGUGGAUGCUGAACCCUGAAGGAGGGAAGAGCGGAAAAUCCCCGCGCCGCAGAGCAGCGUCCAUGGACAACAACAGCAAGUUCCCCAAGAGCCGUGGACGAGCCGCUAAGAAGAAGGUCGGCCUGGACGGCGGCUCCACCAGUCCCAAUUACUCCAAGUGGAGUCCGAACUCUCACAGUAACGAUGAUUUUGAGGCGUGGGGAUGUUUCCGGACUCGGGCCAGCUCGGACGCGAGCACGCUGAGCGGCCGGCGCUCUCCUUUCCUCCCUGAGGAGGACGUUAGUGAGGGAGGAGAACUGCACCUCGGAUACCAGGCCACUAAAUUAGCCUCCAAACUGCCCAGUCUGUCCGAGGUGACCGGCUCGUUCGGCUCCAAGAACCUGAUGAUGGAAAACCUGUUAGAUAAUCUGAACCUGCUUUCACCCAAGAACAGCGGCGACGCUCCGAGCGCUCCAUUCGCUCCCUACAGCCCAGCGCAGGACUUCCACAAGUGGCAGAGCGGCCUGAGCGUCACCUCCGUGACCGGCCACAGUCUGUCCAGCAGCAAGGCGGUGGGGUAUAACCCCUACGUAGGGCAGUAUAAUUGCCCUACAGGGCUUUUAAAGGAACUCCUGAGUAACGACGGGGAACCCAGAGGAGACGUCUUGCCCCCCAUGGAGGCAGCGGGGCCACAAGGAGGGAGAGUUUUACCCCCCUAUAGUGCUCAAGGGCACAUGGGGCAAGCAGGAAAAGCCAUGGGUUCACACACACACGCUCACACACACACCUCUACAGCAGUGGGCAUGAAUAGGUGUGCCCUCCUGCCUCAGGGACAUCUCAGUCGUCAUGGCAACAUGAAGCCGUAUCCUCACCUGCCGCACAUGGGAGGAGGAGGAGGAGGAGGAGCUGUCGAUUCCACACCGCCAAGUUACUGCAUCGUCAACAGCAACGGUUUCCACAGACACGCCCCGGUUCUGCCGCAUCAUCACCACCAUCACCAUCACAACCACCUGGAGAGGUUGCCUAGCGACCUGGACGACAUGGCGAUCGAGCGGCUGGAGUGUGACGUGGAGAGCGUGCUGCACGACACGCUGAUGGACGGAGACGCGCUCGACUUCAACUUCGACCCGGCCGCCAGCCAGCAGGGCUUCACACACACUGCUGUCAAGAGCAACACACACAGCUGGGUGUCGGGGUAAACACACACACACACACACACACACACACACACACACAUACACACACAAACACACACACACACACACACACACACACACACACUGGCAGACAUUCAUUAAGAAUUAAUUUUAUAUAUGAUAAAAGUAUAAUAUAUGAAAGUUGGGAGAUUUUAUUCUUGUUCAGAAUUUUUAAUGCACAAAAAGCUGAACUUUCCUGCCUUUUAUCAGUCUGUUUUUCCCACCAUUAUUAAUUCAGUAAAGAAGAAUAAAUCUGCUAUGAAAUUAGUAUAAUAAUAAUAAUAAUAAUAAUAAUAAUAAUAAUAAUAAUAAUAAUAAUAAAUUGAAGGACAUUCAUCUGUUGUUUUUAAUGACUAUA
Messenger RNA from Tachysurus vachellii, 2446 nucleotides. It is a transcript of the gene foxo1b, whose product is annotated as forkhead box O1 b. Gene Ontology annotation, cellular component: nucleus. The transcript has 3 exons. Gene Ontology annotation, molecular function: DNA-binding transcription factor activity, RNA polymerase II-specific; RNA polymerase II cis-regulatory region sequence-specific DNA binding. The record is from RefSeq and is a predicted model, not a curated record. Bases 241 to 2091 code for a protein of 616 amino acids. Gene Ontology annotation, biological process: regulation of transcription by RNA polymerase II. NCBI's taxonomy places the organism in Eukaryota, Metazoa, Chordata, Actinopteri, Siluriformes, Bagridae.